Salpingoeca rosetta is the source of this 1514-nucleotide messenger RNA. RefSeq lists its product as uncharacterized. Gene Ontology annotation, molecular function: RNA binding. The record is from RefSeq and is a predicted model, not a curated record. The transcript has 10 exons. Bases 69 to 1514 code for a protein of 481 amino acids. Lineage: Eukaryota; Choanoflagellata; Craspedida; Salpingoecidae.
ACCAACCAACCAACCAACCAACCCACCCCCCCCCCACACACACACACACGCACACGCACACAUCGAGGAUGGCGUUUGUGUUUGGCUCGAGCGGCCCGAAGACCGAGGUGGCGAAGGAUGCGGCGAUCGCAGACCUGUUUGCCGCACCCGAUCCGUUUGUGAUGCCGCCAGCCAAGGAGGAGACAGAUGACGAGGAGGAGGACGAUGAGGACGAGGAAGGCGGCAGCGGUGACGCUGGUGCAGAUGGAGAGCAGGGGAGCGAGGGCGAGGAUGAGGAAGGUGGAGAGGGUGAGGAGGGUGGCGAUGGUGCAGCCAACAAAUCAAAGAAGAGCAAGAAGAGCAAGAAAGAUCAAAAGGACAAGACAGCAGACACAGCCGAGGCCACAACAGGACGAAUGAGUGCAGAGGAGAAGGAAGAGAGGAAUAAGCGCACCAUCUUCGUCGGCAACCUGCCCAUCAACACAAAGCCAAAGGCGUUGAAGAAGCUGUUCAGCCAGUUUGGCAAGAUCGAGUCAUGCCGAUUCCGAACGACGAACCUGAUGGCACACAAGGGCGGAGCCAAGGCCGCCGUUCUCCUGCGGCGCAAAGUUGGCGGGGAGGAGAACUCGGUCAACGCGUAUGUCGUCUUUGCAGAGGACGCAAUGGCACGCGCUGCACUCAAGUGCAAUGGGAUGGUGUUCAACGAGCGGCAUCUGCGUGUGGAUAUGGCCGGGUCCAACACAAGGCUCCCGCCAACAAAGACCGUCUUUGUCGGCAACCUCCCCUUUGACGUGACGGAAGAGGAGCUGUACGCGGCGUUUGAUGAGGCCGGCACCGUCGCCGGCGUCCGUGUGAUCCGUGAUAAGGUGCUGCGUGUUGGCAAAGGGUUUGCGUAUGUGUCGUUUGCGCUUGAGGAGAGCGUAUCCCUUGCGCUCCUGCUUGACGGAAAGAAACUCCGAACGCGCGAGAUGCGCGUGCAGCGAUGUGCACGCGGCCGUGGCGGCACUGACGGUGGCAAGGGUGGCGAUGACAGCAGCAAGGAGAGCAAGGGGAGCAAGGAGAGCAAGGGGAGCAAGGGGGCGAAAGGGAAGCGAAGGGCACAGGAGGCCGAUGGUGAUGAUGAUGGUGAUGGUGAUGGUGGCCGUGAUGUCAACCCAGAGGAUCUCCCGCCGGGUGCACUGCGCCGACUUGCAGCGAAGAGGAGCAAGGCAGACCGCAACGCAAAGAAGCGAGCAGGCGGGCCUGGCGGGAAGCGGGCGAAGGUCGUUGUGCUGGACCACCGCGGGAAAAAGCCGCGACACGCACCAAGGCCUGGUGCGCCGCGACGGCCGUCAUAUCAGGGGCUGGUGGCGUCGGAGAAGUUUGCGCCGGCGACGAGCAUGAAACGACGCAAGGCCAACAGCAGCCGCAGCAAGGGCCCGAACCCGCACGCCAAGAAGCCCAAGAAGACAGAGGCGCAGAAGGCAAGGAAGGCACGCAAGGUGGCCAAGCGACAGGACAAGAUUAUGCGCAGCAAGGCCGCCCAACAAGCUUAG